AUGGCAGCGACGGAGGCGGCCUGGCAGCCGCCGCAAGCCUCACUUCGAGCACCGUUCGUGUGGGACCACGAUGGCGAGACUCCAUCCGCCAUGGCCUUCAACACGUGGCAUCCCCGCUAUCGCAACCACCUCGCAUGCGUCUCUGCAAACAUGUGCCUGAUGUUCGGGUCUGUCUCCCUGGCUGUGUGCGUGCCACUGCCCGCGCAGCUCAUGCUGCUGGAGUGCAAGGCGGACGGCUCCAUUGCGUACACACACACCUUCUUCCACUUGCACCCCACCGAAAGGGCGGCCGAGGAGGCGGCACGGCCGUUGGAUGCGGCUCCAUCCACCACAGGGCCGACCCCGCCCCCCACAGGGGCGAGUGAGCCUAACGCGGACAGCCCUGAAGCGCCCACAGCUGAUGUAACAUGUGGUAACCAGGCGAGGGGGAUGGAGAGGUAUGCAGCGGUGGCGUGGGUGGUGGACGAGGAGGGGCGAGUGCUGGUGGCGGCGGGCGGCGAGCUGGGUGUGGUGCGCAUCGUCGACUUCCACUCGCGCCGCCCCUUCAAGGUGUGCCAGCCCUUCGCGGCUACGGUGCUGCUCGGCUUCGCGGCUACACGGCUGCUCGGCUUCGCGGCUACGCUGCUGCUCGGCUGCGUUGCUGCACCUGUUCAGCUGCGGGAAAGAGGGGGGAUGGGGGUAGGAGUGCAGCUGCGGGGCGACGGGCGGCGGCCCGACGAGAAGCUGCAGGGCGACGGGCGGCAGCCCGAAGAGAAGCUGCAGGGCGACGAGCGGCGGCCCGACGAGAAGCUGCAGGGCGACGGGCGGCGGCCCGACGAGGAGAAGAACUGGUGUGGGAGCGCCAAUUUCCUCCACUCCCCCCCUCCCACCUCUUCCUGCUCACAUGCCUGUUCCCUCGUACCGCCUUCUACUGCUCACGCUCCACCUCCCUCUAUAGCAGUGUCUCUUCCCGUCACUCCUUCUCACCAACACCCCUUCUCACUUGCAUCCCUGCUCGCUGUGCUGCUGCCCCCCAUGCGUGCCCUGCACGGCGUGCCAGGACACGUCGGUGUGGGUGUGGCAUGUGGGCAGCGCCGUGUGCUGCGCCAUCCUCCUGGGCCUCCACCGCACACCCGUGCUCUCCGUGGUGCGCCCACACGGGGGGGGAGGGGAGAGGGGAGGGGGGGGAGUGGGGCGUGGCGCAUGGCAGGGGGGUGGGGCGCAUGGCAGGGGGGUGGGGCGCAUGGCAGGGGGGUGGGGCGCAUGGCAGGGGGGUGGGGCGCAUGGCAGGGGGGUGGGGCGCAUGGCAGGGGGCAGUCAUGCUCCUUUUCCAUUUCCUUGUCUCUGCCUCUUUGUUUUCUCCGUGUCUCGCAUCUGCAUACAUCACUGCUUGGCCCGUUUGACCUGUUUGACCCGUUUGGCCCGUUUGACCUGCAUGACCCGUUUGACCCGUUUGACCUGUUUGACCCGUUUGACCUGCAUGACCCGUUUGAUCUGCAUGACCCGUUUGACCUGCAUGACCCGUUUGACCUGCUUGACCCGUUUGACCUGCUUGACCCGUUUGACCUGCUUGACCCGUUUGACCUGCUUGACCCGUUUGACCUGCUUGACCCGUGGGGGCAGGGCAGGACAGGUGAGUGGGACCUGGGAGAGCAAAUGCAUCUCAUGCGUGGGGCAGCGGAGUGGACGGGAAGGCCCUCUGACUUCCCCACCAAGCAAGUCGUCCUGCCGGUCAGUGCUUGCUGCAAGUCGUCCUGCCGGUCAGUGCUUGCUGCAAGUCGUCCUGCCGGUCUCUGCUGCACCAUCUCUCACUCCCCGAGGCUGUGCGCCCUCCUCUACCUCUUGCUGUGUCGGCAGGGCUUCGUGGCAGCGAGGGUGCACGCAGCGCCAGUGCAGCAAGGCGCCACGUACGGGAGCCACUUUGUGUCAAUGGUGACGUCUGCUCUCAGCCUUGCCACUUCCGUGCCCACCCUCACCCACUCUUGCACCGUCAUCUGCGCAGUGCUGCUGUGGCGGUGGACCUUCAUGCCCGGGCUCGACAUAAAGGAGGUGUGUAUGCGGCAGCACGCAACGUCUGUGCUGCUCACUGUGGCCCCCACUGUGUUGCUCACUGUGCCGCCCACUGUGUUGCUCACUGGCACCUCUCAAACACUCCUCCACCUGCACACGCCUCCGCUCUCUGCUGCCCACCCACCCGCUGUUGACAACUCCACUCACAACGCACCCUCUCGUCCACGCCCCCCGCGCUUCGCCAUGACGGCAGCACGGCGCUUCCUCGCCCUCCGUAGGUCGCCCAGUGGGCAUGCUUGUGUGUGUGGGGAUCCACGUGCCGCAUUCCACCGCAUUUCUCUGGGCGAUUCCAUUCAGGUGGGUGCAGCACAUGGUGGGUCAUCACAUGGUGGGUCAUCACAUGGUGGGUCAUCACAUGGUGGGUCAUCACAUGGUGGGUCAUCACAUGGUGGGUCAUCACAUGGUGGGUCAUCACAUGGUGGGUCGUCACAUGGUGGGUCGUCACAUGGUGGGUCGUCACAUGGUGGGUCGUCACAUGGUGGGUCAUCACAUGGUGGGUCGUCACAUGGUGGGUCAUCACAUGGUGGGUCAUCACAUGGUGGGUCGUCACAUGGUGGGUCAUCACAUGGUGAGCGCACAUGUCAACUGCACCGUACCUGUCCAGCAUCGCUGCUCGUGCAUGCAACACUCAUGCAGCACCUAUCCAAGUGGUCCAAGGACAUGAGUUCCCCUGCCAGGCUCUCUGCGCCGCUCACAGCAGUGCGUGUGUGCAUGGUGGUGCGUGUGUGCAUGGUGGUGCGUGUGUGCAUGGUGGUGCGUGUGUGCAUGGUGGUGCGUGUGUGCAUGGUGGUGCGUGCAGCAUCGUCAUCUGCUGCUGCGCCGAUGGCCAUCUGUACCGCUGGGACGUCAGCCCUCCGCAGGACGACCUCACAACCAUCGUGGUAG
Molecule: messenger RNA, 2934 nt
Organism: Closterium sp. NIES-65
Lineage: Eukaryota; Viridiplantae; Streptophyta; Zygnematophyceae; Desmidiales; Closteriaceae
Source: the annotation of a GenBank genome assembly